AUGGGCGCCUCUGCGGCGUCCGCGGCCUUAGCCCCGCUAGGUGGCGCGACGCCGCCUCAAGCGCACGCUCGGCUGGCGCCUUCGGCUGCAACUGCGACUCCGCCGCGGGCGGCCACGGGAUCGCCUCGAGCCCCACCUCGAGGCGCAGCAGCCGGCCUUCAUGCCAGCGGCAGCCCUGAGGUGGCAGUGCGCGACGCCCGGGGCAGCACGCCGGGCGUCCGGCGGCAGGUGGAGGCGACGGAUGGCGACGGCGGCGCAGCAGUCGUUCUUGACCUCACCAUUCUCUCUUCGUCCUCUGAGGGCAACGGGAGUCCGACAACGAGCGGGCGGCGGGAGACAGAGGCGCUGCCUCUUGCGGCGGCGCGUGGAGGGCAGGAGAGCGACUGCGAGGCCGACAGGCCGCGAAGGUUGCGAGACGCGGAGCCGACGGGCUCGCUGCUUCGCAGUCUGUCAUUCCUUCGGCGGCGCAGAACGGCCGACGGGCGCGAGGCGGCGACGCGUCUAACAGAAGCCGCUGCAGAGCCCAGCGGUUCAUCUCGCCCCGCAGAAGAGACGGCAAGACGCGACGACGCGAAGGCGGGAAAACGGUCUCUUGCGCGGCGGCUGCGGGCGGGGCGAUCAGCGCCGGGAGGCGCGGGUGGCGCGACGACGCAGAGCAAAGACUUGGCGCAGCGAGACCCUGAUGAAGGAGAAGUGAAAAUACGAAAGAGAGCCAUGCGCAGAUGGGAGGAAGGUGGAGGCGGGGACGCGGAUUGGCUUCGGUCUGACGAAGACGCUCUCGCGUGCGUCUCGCGGCGAGAUAAAAGAAGCGAUCCGCGAUGCUGGGUCGAUAAAUACGCGCCGCGAGAGAUAGGCGAUCUUCUUCAGGCGCCGCAGAAGAUCCAGCAAUUCAUCGAAUUUUUGAAGCCGUUCGCCUCGCCGGCCUCCUCGCCUCCUGCCUCAUCUGCCUCGAAUCCGCGCCCAGAUCGAGGGUUGCGCGACCCCGCGCGCCGCGGGCUCCCUGACUCCUCGGCCGCCGCGGAGGACGACGUCGCUGUCCACACUGACGAGGGAUUGACAAUCGACUCGAAGGCCGCCGCCGCCGCCGCAGGGGCUUGCGCCCAGGGCAGCGCGGGCGUCACGAGCGAAGGCGCGUCGCCUCUGACGGAAAAUGCUUUCGCCUCGGCGGACGUGCUGCCCGUUGCGCCGCUGAUCUGCGUCAUCCAGGGGCCCUCAGGCUGCGGCAAGCGUGCGAUGGCGACCACCGUGGCGGCGGCGCUGAACUUGGGCGUUGUCGAGUGGGAAGAGGAGACACCCAGCACGCAGACGCGACACUGCGGAGGAGGACUCGGCGCCGGCGGCGACUUUUUCGCAGCCUCUUCGCUGGGCGAUUCGCUCCUCAGAUUUCUCGCCCAGGCGCAGUCCAAAGCGCCCCUCCCCACACUCACGCUGCCGCCUCCUGAGCGACUCUACAGUCGCGGGCACUCUCCUUCCGGUGUAUGUCCGCCGCGGCCUGGCGGAGACAGUGGGACCGGGGUUGCGGCUUGGAGCCUGACUUGCGCGGCAGACUCUCAGCCGACCGCCUGCGUUGCCUCCGGUGCUUUCGCUUCUCUGCCUCUCCCGUCGACGCAAGCGCGAGGCGGCAAGGUGGAGCGCGGCGCCCAGGACGCCUCUUCCGGUCCUUAUCCGCCUUCCGCAGGGCCGCGUGCGGCGUCGGCCACCUCUGCGUCGAGGCCUGCAGAGCCCGGCUGCCGGCAGGUCGCGCUUCUGCGGCAGUUGCCCUCGACGCUGUUUCGGCGGUCGCCGGCCUUUGUCCGUAAGGCUGCGGCGUACCUCGAGGGACUCCUCCGCGAGCACUUUGCCGCGCAGAGGCGGGCGGCGCGCCUGCGGGAGAAGGCGGCAGUGGUCGCGGCGGACGCGCUCCAGCCGCUGGUCAUUUGCAUCGGGAACUCCCGCGAGGAGAUUCAAGGCAUCCGGAAGAUCCUUCCUGCGGGUGAACUCGGCGAGCGCGGCGUCCUGCACCUAAAGCUCAACCCAGUGCCGGUCGCAAAGCUUCGGCCGUUUCUUCUGCGCGUGUUGGCUGAGGAAGAGCUGCUACCAUCGCCGUCUGCGCCACUGGGCGCGACGCUGUCGGCGAGCAAGGCUGCUGCGCUGCUUGCCGCGCUGCCGUCUGUCGAUCUCCCGGCGAUUCUGCACAUCAGCGACGGCGACGUGAGGCACGCCCUCACGUCGCUGCAGUUCGCGGCGGCCGGCGCGGCGCCGGAGACCCCUUCGCCGUCGGCGCGAGGCAGCAGGGGGUCGCGCCGAGACGUUGAUGCGGGAUGGAGCACCUCCGAAGGAGAGAGCGACGAUCGUUCGAAGUCCAGGCCGCGGUUGUCGCGGCGGAAGCGCGCGCGAGCGGCGGAGGCCUGCGGCUGCGGCUCGAGACGACGAGGCGGGGGUGCGCGACCCCGAGAGGAGAGCGACUUAUCCCGCACGGCGCGAGAAGCGGCCGACGAGACGCGUGCGGAGGAACUGUGCGAGGGCGGCAAAGAUGAAAAAUGGGACUUCUUUCACGCCCUCGGGAAGAUCCUCUACAACAAGCGCCUCCUUCGUGUUGAACAGUUCAACAGCCCGCGUGCGCCCGCGAACGACAGCGAAGGGCCGCAGGUCGCACGCGCGUCAGACGCCCCGUCUUCUCCCCUAGGGGAGCGCUGGAGCUGCUGCGCCUCGUCCGCUGCGGCGGCUCGCGGGAAGUUCUGUGUCUGUCGCCGCGCGCCGUCGCAAUGCGGCGAACCAGAAGAGGGAGGCAGCAGCUGCGUGGAGGGGUCCUUCAGCGCGACGGGCGACGAGACGCUGGCCGCAAGCAGACAGGUUUUAGAGGCGUCCUUGGCGUCCCCCAUUUGCGAGAGGCCCGCGGGCUCUCGACAAGGCACGGCGGCGGGGGCGGUGCGGGCGAUGAUGCGUCCGACGACCAGCAGCACGGCAGGCGCGGAGGCGGAGGAGCUCUUAGAGGAGCUUGACCUCGCAGACUUGGAUGAUAUCUUCGAGGCUAUGGAUUCUCUCGACACUUUGGAGGCCGACUCUGUCACGCUGGUCUCGGCGAUGGCCUCCUGUCCUCGCCUUGCGGGUGCGCACGCGCUCGCCGCUGCAGCCCCGUUGCUUUGUGCUUCGCGCGCGCCUGCUUCCUCGGAUUCGCCUUUGCCGUCCUCCUACGCCGUCUCGUCGUCGGGACUUUCUUCCCCGCCUCCGCCGUCGGCUUGCGAGGCGUCGUCUUCGCCGCCAGCCUCUCCCGCUUGCGCGCCUGUCUCCCUGAGAAGCUUCGGCGGCGGCGACUCGGGCAGCCCCGCGAGUGCCUUUCCGCCGCAGGUCGACUCUCCAGGGCGAGACUCGCAGACUCGUCUGCAGAGAGAAAGAGACGUCGCGUGGGAUUUCCAGCUGACGAGGCCUGCCGACCCUUUGCCACGAGCAGCCUGUCGCUGCGCAUCGCUGCUGCUAUCGGAAGGCGAAGCCGCGCGGCGCGAAGAGACACUCUGGUCCAGCGGCGGCGACGCGAGCCACGCCUACGCACUCUUUGACGGACUCUCUUCGUCCUUCCUCUGGGCUCUGCGCGGCCACACACCACCCCUGCGCCUCAACACGGCGGCGCCGCCCCCCUCGCCUCUGCGAAGCGCAGCUUCGCCGGCUCGCUCGUGUUUGCUUUCUUCGCCUUCAAGACCUUCAGCGUUCGCUGCUUCUUCCGCUGCCUCUUUGUUGGCCGCCCCCGCGUCUUCUGCGGUCGUGGCGCAGGCGCCGUGGCCGCUGCUGUUCCACAAGCGGACGCGCCCUCGGCUGUAUUUCUCACCUGAAAAGCUGCUGGAGCAGACGCCCUGCGACUGGGAGCACUUUGCCUCUCUCCUCCAAGAGAACUUCCUUGUCUUCUUCGCUGACCUAUUCGACGUCGCCGCAACCACAGCCCACCUCUCGGACGUGGACGCCGUCUUCGGCGGGGUCGGCUUAUAUUCGGGCUCGGCGGUUGCUCGGGCAGGCGACGGCGAAGUGCCUCACCACGUCUCGCUUCUGCGCGCUUGGUUUUCUGCGAUCAUCGCUGCGCGCGCCGUUCUCGACAGCAACACACAUCCCUGCGCGCCUGGGAAUUGGCCCGAAACCCGAGGGCCUACCUACCCGGGCGCGCGGGCCUCGCGGCCGAACUUUUUUUCCUUCAAAAAGAGCCGCAUGCCCGCCCUGCGGCGGCAGGUCGGCUUGCGGUGCGGCGUGUGGUGUACGUACACUGCGGGCGUGCGACGCCGACUCGGCGAGCUGACGGAGACGUCGCUUGCGGCCGAGAGGCGUGCGCGCGAGAGCUGGGCGACGAAGCCCAAAGUCAAUAGAUCCCACGCGCUGCCGCGAGCGGAAAGUUUCUUACGCUUGCCUCCCUCAGCGGUGCGUUCGAUUGAAGAAUCCAAUCCUGACCAGAAGGACGCGUUGCAUGUGAGUUUUUCGUCGUCAGCGGCCUGGACUCCGCCGCCGCCUGCAGAUCCGCGCGGCGUGGCGGGUGCGCGGAGUGUACGUACACCGAAGCGCGCGCACAUCCCUAGUUUCCGCUCGUGCGCGACUCGCCUGCCUGCGGCCCGUCCGGCUUUGAAGGCCCUCGCGCCCCCCGCGGCGGCGGCCUUGCUGGUCGCGCAGUCUGUGUUGUCUCGCGAGGCCGCGUUAGACCGUUGUUUUGAAAGUCCGCCGGCGGCGGCGUGGGCCUGGCGCGGGGUCCACGGCGUUUUGGGGCUCUCCGCGAGCCGAUUUUUCACUGAAGUGCUGCCCUACGUGACGAAUCAAAUCCGCGCGCUGGAGCGAAGUCAGUCGAGGCCGCCCUGGAGCGCUGCGUCACGCAAUCGAGGCGGGGGACGCGCGGACGCGGAGGGCCCGCGAGGCGCGAGCGCGGGCCCUCUCCUCCCGUCGCCGCACGCGGCUGGGGCGGCGAGUAAUGUUCACUCUCAAUCGCUGAGCGAGGCCGCCGGCCAAGCGGCAGCCUCAGGUCCACGAGACCGCGAGGGGAGGAGCCCGUUCAGUGCAGGCUGCCUGGAGUUUCUACGCGGCGUCGAGGCGCCGAUUCUUGAGAAGCUGCGCGGCCUCUCGAGCUCGCCCGGCGAGCGGGGCGCCUCCUCCUCGGGUCUCAGCUGGGCGGCUGGCGGGGUCGCGGCGCGUCCGCCGCAGAGUCGCGCGGUCGGCGGUGACGAGGAAGACUUGGAAGAGGACGUAUAUCAGACAGAUGCCUUGCUGGACAGCUGGGCGGGGGCCAUUCCGCUGCCGCCCCCGUUUUUCGCCGACGCAGAACUGCCCCUAUCUGGCGAACGCACCCGGGAGACAGGAUCGAACAGCCAGGACUCGGGCCCGGUCGGUGUCUCCGCGCAGAGGGCCGGAUGGCCUGCGACCGGAGGCGCAGCCAGCGCAGGAGGAGGCUCCGGGGGUAAGGACGGGGACGACGACAUUGAGGACGUGUGA
This is a messenger RNA of Besnoitia besnoiti, 5436 nucleotides long. RefSeq lists its product as uncharacterized. The coding region runs from base 1 to 5436 and encodes 1811 amino acids. Gene Ontology annotation, biological process: mitotic DNA replication checkpoint signaling; DNA repair; DNA damage checkpoint signaling. The record is from RefSeq and is a predicted model, not a curated record. The transcript has 3 exons. Gene Ontology annotation, molecular function: chromatin binding. Lineage: Eukaryota; Apicomplexa; Conoidasida; Eucoccidiorida; Sarcocystidae.